Messenger RNA from Aphanomyces invadans, 708 nucleotides. RefSeq lists its product as hypothetical. Bases 1 to 708 code for a protein of 235 amino acids. Gene Ontology annotation, cellular component: membrane. NCBI's taxonomy places the organism in Eukaryota, Oomycota, Saprolegniomycetes, Saprolegniales, Verrucalvaceae. The record is from RefSeq and is a predicted model, not a curated record. Gene Ontology annotation, molecular function: ATP binding; ATPase-coupled transmembrane transporter activity; ATP hydrolysis activity. The transcript has 2 exons. Gene Ontology annotation, biological process: transmembrane transport.
AUGCCAAGUCUUCCCCGCGUCCUGCGCAAGCUCACGUUCACGAUCCACGCCAAGGAAAAGAUCGGGAUUGUCGGCCGCACGGGAGCGGGCAAGUCGUCCCUGGUCGUGGCCCUCAUGCGCCUGGUCGAGUUGGACGCUGGCCAAAUCACGAUGGACGACGUCGACAUCGCGACGAUCGGCCUCCACGACCUCCGCGACAAGAUCUCGAUCAUUCCGCAGGACCCGGUGCUGUUCUCCGGCACGAUCCGGUCCAACUUGGACCCGUUCGACCGGUACGGCGACGACUCGAUCUGGACCGCCAUCAAGCGCGCCAACUUGCACAACGCCGUGACGUCGCUGGACGACAAGGUGGACGAGCGCGGCCAGAACUUCAGCGUGGGAGAGCGGCAGCUGAUUUGCAUCGCGCGCGCGCUGCUGAAGAAGUCCAAGGUGAUCUUGAUGGACGAAGCGACGGCGUCGAUCGACGCCAACACGGACCGCCUCAUCCAAGACAGCAUCCGCGAGUCGUUCCAGGACUGCACGUGCUUGACGAUUGCGCACCGCAUCAACACGAUCUUGGACAGCGACCGCAUCCUCGUGAUGGACAAGGGGUCGGCGGCCGAGUUUGACACGCCCGCGCAACUGCUCAAGAACCCCAAGGGCAUCUUUACCAACCUCGUCGAGCACUGGCGCGACGACAAGUCGGGGGAGCUUGUCGUCACGUCGUAA